Metschnikowia bicuspidata var. bicuspidata NRRL YB-4993 is the source of this 1422-nucleotide messenger RNA. RefSeq lists its product as uncharacterized. Bases 1 to 1422 code for a protein of 473 amino acids. The transcript is spliced from 2 exons. Lineage: Eukaryota; Fungi; Ascomycota; Pichiomycetes; Serinales; Metschnikowiaceae. The record is from RefSeq and is a predicted model, not a curated record.
AUGAUUAAGGAUAAAUCAGGACCCCGAGUAGCUGGGCAACUAACUGAUUCUUCGAGCCCUUCUAAUAUCACACCAGCGACCUACGGAAAACCAGCGUUGCACAAAAAACGGAAAUAUCGGCUUGCAUUUGCUAAAGCUGAAAAGGUUUUAAUGGGCACUGUUCCAAAAAAGCAGCCGCUUAGUAUCCUGGACAAAUUGGGCCAGAUAUUUGGCUGCACAGUCCGCGGAGACUUGAGCUCAAUUUUGACUGCGAAUACAGAACAAACGCUGGUGUCCAAAGAAGACGACAGGGAUGUUAAUGUAUCAGCGAAGCCUGGAAAUCAGCCAGAGAACACCACCACUUCUGAUAGAAUUUCCCUAAAAGAUGAAUUGAGGCUGGAUGGCUCGCCUAUUUUGGAGCCAGAGAAAUAUGUCGAAUUCUCAUCUCUUCAUAUGGGAUCGCUCGCCGAGACCUCCACACCGAUCAAAAAAACAGCACUGACCCUUCGCACCGGUGAUGGGCCUAAAAAAAGACCGAUUGAUGUUACUGCUUUGAACUUGGAUUCAGAAACUCACAGAAAAUCUAGUCUGGAGACCCCGCCGUUGGGCAUUAAAGAAUAUAAGAGCGGGUCCCCACGAGUGGCUGCAAAAAAAGCUGAAAAACAACAUGAGCCUUUGGAGACACCCGUUGGAGUGGAUACAAUUUUUCAAGAGGUUUUGGAAAUGCUAAUAAAAGGAAUCUCAGAAUUGACUGGGGCUGGUGUUGGGAUUCUUAUAUCAGUCAACAAAGCUUCUGGUGAAGAUCACCUGCUGUCCAGAUCAGCUAGAGUUAACAAAAAGAAGAGGCGAAAACCGGCCCGGGCAUCGGAUGACUGCAUCAAAAAAUAUGGGAAAGCACACAAGAAAAGAAGACACAAGAGACGAAAAUACAAGGUCAGCGAGAAAAACGAAGCCAAAAAUGAAUGCGCCAGCGCUCAUGAUGAAUUUAGCUGUCUUGAAGCUGGGACUCCCCGUGCCAUCAACGAUUGCGAAAAACAAGCGGAGGCCACGAAGAAAAGCAACAAUGAACCCCACCUUAUUACGCCAUUACAAGCGCAAGAAUCCAAGAAAGAAUCAGGGGCUGAUGAUAUAUCAAGCAUUAAUUUGACGGUGGGUCUUGGAGCCAAUCAAAGCAUGGAAAUCACCGGUGAUAAAAUCAUGAUGCAACCUGCUUUGGUUCCUGCGUAUAAUACGCCUGAUGGAGAACAUCCGGGGACACCAUUGGAGGGCGACGAGCGGGGCCCCAGCUUAUCUCCCUGUCAAGAGAUCUCAAAACAAUCCGAGAAUUCCCAGGUAAAGCUAUUCUGCCAGCAAAAAUAUCGAAAAAUGCUUGCGCAGUGUGCCUCGGGGCCGGAUCCCAUAGACCUCUUGCGCAAGAAUAAGAACCGCGGAUCACUCACGUGA